Truncatella angustata is the source of this 3026-nucleotide messenger RNA. Its product is annotated as nuclear pore protein 84/107. The record is from RefSeq and is a predicted model, not a curated record. Gene Ontology annotation, molecular function: structural constituent of nuclear pore. Gene Ontology annotation, cellular component: nuclear pore outer ring; nuclear pore. The transcript has 5 exons. Gene Ontology annotation, biological process: regulation of DNA-templated transcription; protein import into nucleus; mRNA export from nucleus. Bases 111 to 2885 code for a protein of 924 amino acids. Lineage: Eukaryota; Fungi; Ascomycota; Sordariomycetes; Amphisphaeriales; Sporocadaceae.
UGGUUCAGCUCCCGAGGAAACGAAAUCGGCACGGGCCCUGAGGGAUACCCAGACUCACUACUUGGGCAUUUACGGAAGUGGUUGAGGCCGGUCGCCCACCAUCCUUUGCAAUGGCUGCACAAUCAAAUCAUGUCUCAGUCACGGGCACUGGCAGCUUCAAUCUUGACCAGGACAUGUAUGAUGGCGAAGAAGAUUAUGCGACCGACUUUGCUGUCGAUGCCGAGCAAUUCGCGAAAGCUCUGGAUACCAUCUCAAAUUUCGACGACACGAGGGCAGCAAAGCGCACUGAGAUCCUUAAGCUCGUCAACACCUAUUAUGAGAUAUCACUCAAGAAGCUCGACGGCGCACGGUAUUCACAGAGACGCAGAUCAGGAGCGCGUCAGCGGAGUUCAGAAGACAGAUUCAGCCAAGACUCUAUGGACGUUGACCAAGCUGAUGGCGGCGCCCAAGACCUUUCGGACGAGGAACUAGCGACCUUGGAGCGCGAAGUUCAGACUUGGGACUUGCUGCGGCGACUGUUGCCAUUGCGUUACCCGGAGAGAAAGAUCGCACAGCCCAAGCGUGAGGAGCCGUCCAAAUACUCGACCAACGCAGAGUUGUGGGAAGAGUUUUUGCAAUCCGACGUCACGGCACAAGAACGGAAGGAGAUCCUAGAAGUGCUUCAGAUAACAGCCGACGACACGAGGGACGAUAUCGAUGAUAUGGUGCGGGACCUGCAGCAAAACGCUGAGCGCGGUGACAUCAUCGCGUACGGCUGGCUUCACACUCGGUCCGCCAUCAAAAUGCAGAAAAGCGUCAACGGAUGGACGGGAUCUUUGGAUCCAAACUCGCAGAAUGUCACGGAUUCGACGGGGGCGAACUCUCUGGUGACACAACUUGAUCCAGACGUCAUUACACGACAAGGUCGAAAGCUCCAACCACAGGACGAGUAUUUUGAGCGCGCUAUCUGGCUCGGAUGCUAUGAAUUGCUUCGAAGAGGCAGAAGCGUAGCAGAGAUUAGAGAUUGGUGUGUUGAGAGGACUGAAGUCUGGCGGGCUAUGAGCAUGUCAGCAAUGCCUUUGUCUAAGCAUUCCGAGGACAAAGACGCCAACCCAAACACUCUAGCCCUCCUGCUCUGGCGGAGAACAUGUUAUGCUUUGGCACGACAAGGCGGAACGGACGAUUAUGAGCGCGCGGUUUAUGGUAUUCUGUCCGGUGACGUCAAGACAGUUUCUCCAGUUUGCAAGUCUUGGGAUGACCACGUCUUCACACAAGUCAAUGCCCUCUUGCGUUCGCAGUUUGAUGCAUUCGUCCAGAAACGUCUACCGCAUGACGCAACACAAGCAGUCGGCCAAUUGCAAGUCUUUGACGCCGUCCACGCUCAUGGAGAUGCGGGCACUGUAAGUGAGGCUUGGCUGGGUACUCUGGAGACAAGUCCCACGACUACGGAUGAAGCCCGUGUCCCUAUCAAAUCGCUACAGUCAGCUAUCAUCUCAAAUACAGUCGAUCAAUACAUAGAGAACGAAGGCCUCGUGCUCGGCAAACAAGCUAACCAACACGAACCUUCCCGGCUUAUUCCAGCCUCAAACAAGUCCCGAAGCAAUAUCGACUCUGAUAAAUACUUCUCACUAGCUGAUCAGAAUGGUCUGAGGAUCCUGGUUCAUGUAUAUCUGCUGCUAGCAAGCCUCGAUGACCUGCAAGAUGGCGAGAUCGACGCAGAAUCAAGAAGGACCCAAGAAAAUGCAUUAGCUGCCUAUAUCAGCGCUUUACGCUUGAACAGCAUGGUCGAGCUUCUACCGCUUUACUGCUCGAAAUUGCAGGGAGAAAGGGCUUUCUACACGCUCAGCCGCAACGUCAGCAAGGUUGUCGACGGUGAAGACCGUAAGAUGCUGCUGAGGAUUAUGGAGAAGCUGGGUAUGGACAUUGCUGAGUUUGUGGUAUUCCAGCCGCAUUCUCUACUUAAAGAGAAUCCCGAAGACUCUCGGGCCCCCAUUCGAGCAGAUCUCAAGUUGUUCACGGACGAACCGCCAACGGUGAGAUUCGGCAGGCGCUUGGUCCCAGACUUCUUGGGCGAGGUUCCCGACGAGCUCGAAUCCACCGAUGAACAACUUAUACAAUCAUUAGAAUGGAUGUUGCUUGUCGAUGGGCUUUGGGACGAGACAUUCGCCGUCGGUGUGGCCAUCUAUAAGCGCUUCCUGAAAUCCUACAACCUACAAGCUGCACUCGCUUUGUCACGUCGUGUGACAUGUGCCGACAUCUUCAGGAUUAAAGCUGGAAUCCCAGUCCAAGACGAUACCAAUCCGAUGUGGUUUAGCGAAGCCAUCGAAGCCAACGAGUUUGUAGAUGAGGAAGGCCAACAACGACAGCUGACUGUUGCUCGAAACUUCUUAGACCUUGAAUCACUCAUGCGCGCACUAGACUCUAUGGAAACCGUUGGCGCUACCGCCGACCUUCAGCUUGACCCUACAUUCGAGCGUACUGCAGAAUUCCUACCCACUCUGGGUGGACACGUCAAUUAUGUCAAGGCUUACAUGACUCCCGUCCUGCACGGGUGGCUCCUUGAGCGCAUCGAAGAUGAUGCAGACUUUGAUCUCCUCCGCGAGAUGUACCUGCCUGAAGUUAUUCUUGGCUAUGUCAGCGUGCUACACUACGGCGGCACAACGCUUUCACGUGAUAACCUGCUUGAGGCCAUGGAGCUAGCGGCUUUAAUUGCAGAGAAGGACUCCGAUGUCGCAGGUGUCAUGAUGAAGAGUGAUCGCAUGACCGAGCUGGUUCAAGCCUUUGCUAACUGCUCCAAAGCCCUAGCUAUCAACAGUGAAGACAAGCGCAGAACCGGCAGUGCAAGCAACAAGAAGUUUAGGGAGAUGGGAUGGAGUAAGGAGUUGUGGAGCAUCAAAAAUCCGUAGGGAUACUGCGGCCAUUCAAAGACUUGAUUCCAGACUCUCUAAAUGAGCAUGAGAGUAAAAUAAUAGGCGUGAUACAUCUAGCGCUCCGGCAAGGAACAGGUUACGGCGUUCUGAAUGACAUGGUCUGAACUUUGGCCUCGA